AUGACUAGGUCCUCUAAUCUGGCUUGGAUAGGCUUCUCAUCGAGACAAGCUCGAAGAAGAAGGCAGAAGCUGCACGAUUACUAUGGAGACAAGGAGGAGAUGACGGACGAGCAAGAAAACGAUGUAUACGAGAAUCUCAUCAGGCUGGCAAGAGAAGAUAGCCUGCAUGAUCUGAGCAAAACGCUACAAGAGCUCUACGAUAGUUGUGAUUGA
Exophiala oligosperma is the source of this 213-nucleotide messenger RNA. RefSeq lists its product as uncharacterized. The transcript has a single exon. Lineage: Eukaryota; Fungi; Ascomycota; Eurotiomycetes; Chaetothyriales; Herpotrichiellaceae. The coding region runs from base 1 to 213 and encodes 70 amino acids. The record is from RefSeq and is a predicted model, not a curated record.